Molecule: messenger RNA, 963 nt
Organism: Trichoderma aggressivum f. europaeum
Lineage: Eukaryota; Fungi; Ascomycota; Sordariomycetes; Hypocreales; Hypocreaceae
Exons: 2
Coding region: 1-963 (320 amino acids)
Source: RefSeq, a predicted model, not a curated record
AUGGCCAUCCUACGCCAAGUGGCUUAUAUCGCGAGUCUGGCACCGCUAGUUGUGGCAGACAUUGGCACAGGAGGAUACCUAGUUGUUGGUAAUGGCGCGCCAUGGAGUCUUCCAGACAGUUCAUUUCGGCCUCCAUCGCAAGCCAAUGCCACCGGCUCGUUCACCAUCCCAGCAUUCAACUUGUCUUCAUCAAAUGCAUCAUUACAAGACGAUGGGCAUAACUGGAACAUCGAAAUCUCGGUUCAGGCCAACAUCCCGCUCAAUGGCUCUACUGACACAAGCCUCAGCGGUGCCGAGAAGAAUGAAUUCACCCAGUUCGUCUCUAUGAGUUUCAAUAAUGUCGAGAAAACAGAAGUUUCCAAAAUUGCGAAAGAGAAUAAGAUGUGUGGCUACAUCAUGCUUGGUCUCAAUUCCAACGCGACCACGGACAACCAGGACGAUGCGAGCAAAGGCGGGAACUGUGACUUUUUUUCCCAGCAGUGCCAGGAUGACCUACAGGCCGACGCCCAACGUCAAUCAUCUGAUUGUGGUUCACUCACUAUACCAGAUUCUUGCCACGACUGGCUAGGCCCGUCUGGCAAUCAAAUCUUCCAAAUGACUUCGUUUGGACUCAACGAGAAGCUUCUCACCGACAAUCGCUUUUUCACCUUUGGGUCAGCUCCAGCUUCCGAGAAUAACGAAACAGAGUACGAUGCUGCCGUUAGAAACAUUUGGCCCGUCCUCUUCACAUUUAGUCACACAUCCAACACGCCGGAAAAUAUUACCAGUGUCACGUCAACGCUUCGCUGCUUGCGUGCCAGCAAUAUUACCAGCGGCAGCCGAGAUCCCGAAGCUUCAAACAAGGGAGGGGACGGAGACAAUGGGGAUGAUGGUCAUUCUAAUGCUGCUGGUCCCAGUUCUGUGCCUACACUAUGGUUGACCGUUUACUUGAUGGCAUUCACAUCUGGUCUCGCAUUUUUAUGA